Erythranthe guttata (spotted monkey flower) is the source of this 2776-nucleotide messenger RNA. RefSeq names its product s uncoupled 1 (gene GUN1). Lineage: Eukaryota; Viridiplantae; Streptophyta; Magnoliopsida; Lamiales; Phrymaceae. The record is from RefSeq and is a predicted model, not a curated record. Gene Ontology annotation, molecular function: protein binding.
AUGGCCUCCUCAACUCCGCCACCGCACUGUUCACUCACCGCCACCAAACCCUACCAGAACCACCAUUUCCACCACCUCCAGAACCACCGCCACCACCAGGGCAGCUCCUCCCGUCAAAACCAUAACUGGACCCCGCAAAAGGUCUCCUUAAACACCCACGUUUCUCAUGCCGCCGCCCCAAGGCCUCCUCCACCCUCCGCCGCAGCCGCCGCGGCGGUUGUUAGCCCUAACUAUUCCUGCCUCUCCGCCGCAGAUUUCUCUGGCCGCCGUUCCACGAGAUUUGUGUCGAAAAUGCACUUCGGCCGCCCUAGAUCCACUGCCUCCGGCCGCCGCUCCGCUGCUGCCGAGGAAGCUCUCCACCAGGCCAUAACCUGCGGCGGAGAGGUAACUUGUAUUGAUAAUAUUUUACUCAGUUUCGGGUCGAAGCUUUGUGCGUCUGAUGAUUAUACAUUUUUGCUGCGGGAGCUGGGGAAUAGAGGGGAUUGGUUGAAGGCUAUGCAAUGUUUCGAAUUCGCAAUUCGUCGCGAAAAGAGAAGAAACGAGCUGGGGAAAUUGGCCAGCUCAAUGAUUAGUACCCUCGGUAGAUUAGGCAAAGUCGAUUUAGCCAAGAAAGUCUUCGAGAAUGCUGUUAAUGAGGGCUAUGGCAAUACAGUUUAUGCAUAUUCAGCUUUGAUUAGUGCUUACGCAAAGAGUGGAUACUGUGACGAGGCUAUUGAACUUUUCGAGAGUAUGAAAUACACGGGCUUGAAGCCAAAUUUAGUGACUUAUAAUGCUUUGAUUGAUGCAUGUAGCAAAGGGGGUGCAGAUUAUAGGAGGGCUUUGGAUAUUUUCGAUGAGAUGUUACAAAAUGGGGUGCAGCCAGAUAGGAUUACCUACAAUUCUCUCCUCGCAGUUUGUAGUGGUGCAGGGUUGUGGGAUACUGCCCGCAAUCUGUUCGAUGAAAUGGUUUACAGAGGGAUUGAUCAAGAUAUUUAUACAUAUAAUACCCUUUUGGAUGCUGCGUGCAGUGGGGGGCAGAUGGACGUAGCUUUCGAGAUAAUGGCUGAGAUGCCCGCGAAGAAUGUUUUCCCUAACGAGGUAACAUACAGUACUAUGAUUCGUGGGUGUGCCAAGGUGGGGAGAUUGGACAGGGCGUUGAAUUUGUUCAACGAGAUGAAGUUUGCUGGUAUUAAGUUAGACAGAGUGUCUUACAAUACUUUGCUUGGUAUUUAUGCUAGUCUUGGCAGAUUCGACGAUGCUUUUGCUGUUGGUAAGGAAAUGGAGAGUAUCGGGAUCAAGAAGGACGUUGUCACUUACAACGCUCUGUUGGAUGGUUUCGGCAAACAAGGGAAGUACGACAAGGUUAAGGAACUAUUUACUGAGAUGAGAAAGGAGAAUCUCUACCCUAAUUUAUUGACUUACUCAACAUUAAUCAGUGUUUACUCUAAAGGAGGUUUGUACGAAGACGCAAUGGAGGUAUACAGAGAGUUCAAAAGACAAGGCCUUAAGGCGGAUGUUGUCUUCUACAGCAAACUUAUCGAUGCCUUGUGUAAGAAGGGUUUGGUGGAAUCGUCUGCACUGUUGCUCGAUGAGAUGAUGAGAGAAGGGAUCCAACCGAACGUUGUCACUUACAAUUCGAUUAUCAAUGCCUAUGGCCAAUCGGAAACUGUUGGCUAUUUGGAAUCUCGGAUGGAAUCUUCGAAACUGAUGAUUCUCCAAGAUGUUUCCGACAACAACACAGUCGAAGAGAAAGAUGAUGACAAAAUCGUGGAAGUUUUUAAGCAGUUAUCUUGUGGGAAAUCGGGUUAUGAAAAGCUUGACCAGAGGUGGAGAAAGGACUUUCGAUGUGUUUUGGGUGUUUUCCGAAAGAUGCAUGAGAUGGAAAUUAAGCCCAAUGUCGUUACUUUCUCGGCUAUUCUGAAUGCUUGCAGCCGUUGUAAUUCGUUUGAAGAAGCAUCGUUGCUACUGGAAGAGCUUCGCCUUUUCGAUAAUCAAGUGUAUGGAGUGGCACAUGGGCUUCUGAUGGGCCAUAGUGAGAACACUUGGUCGAAAGCUCUAUUGCUUUUUGAUGAGGUGAAGCGGAUGGACUCUUCUACAGCAUCCGCUUUCUACAAUGCUCUGACAGACAUGCUUUGGCACUUUGGCCAGAAGCGAGGCGCACAGCUAGUUGUGCUUGAAGGAAAACGGCGUGAAGUAUGGGAGAAUACUUGGUCCGAAUCUUGUCUGGAUUUACACCUCAUGUCUUCAGGUGCCGCACGGGCAAUGGUUCAUGCCUGGUUGCUCAAUAUACGCUCAAUUGUUUACGAAGGCCACGAGUUGCCAAAUCUGCUCAGUAUAUUAACUGGGUGGGGGAAGCACAGCAAGAUAGUAGGUGAUGGUGCACUAAAAAGGACAAUCGAAGCUCUGCUAAUAAGCAUCGGUGCACCGUUUAAAAUUGCAAAGUGCAACAUCGGAAGAUUUAUAUCAACAGGGUCCGUUGUCACUGCCUGGUUGAGAGAAUCGGGCUCGUUAAAAGUGCUGGUUCUUCAGGAUGACAGAACUCACACAGGCACCAUUAGCAGCAGCUCCACAAGGUUUGAUCGUAUCCCUAAUUUUCAACCAUUACCUUUGUAGUAAUCCAUGUAACUUAUUACUGUCAACAGUUUUCUUGUGUAACAUAUGUAAAUUAAACUCCCUCUCUCUUUCUCUCUCUCUCUCCAGACUCCAUGUCAUUUUUGUGCUCUGGUUCAAAAUAUUAUGUUUGGUGAUGAUGAAUCUUGUAUUGAAUUUCUCGACAUCGUAUUGUUUACUUUUGCCG